Thermochaetoides thermophila DSM 1495 is the source of this 2118-nucleotide messenger RNA. RefSeq names its product putative transcription factor. The transcript has a single exon. Lineage: Eukaryota; Fungi; Ascomycota; Sordariomycetes; Sordariales; Chaetomiaceae. Bases 1 to 2118 code for a protein of 705 amino acids. Gene Ontology annotation, molecular function: protein binding. The record is from RefSeq and is a predicted model, not a curated record.
AUGGACGAUGACUAUGGGAGUUCCGAAAAUGAGCAAGAUGAGCUGGAGUUUGGUGAUGACAUGGAGGUAGACAAUGAAGUCGAGGAUGAAAACGAGGACGAGGAGGAAGACCAGGAUGAGCAGGACGAGCAGGAAGCAGAAGUCGAGGCAGAGCCCGACGUGGACGCGGAAGCCGAAGACGAUGCGCAGCCUACCGCUCCCGAUGGCGGUGCCACUCAAGAUGCCACGACGCGUGUGUCAGCAUCGCAAGCACCGCCAAAGACUGCUGGCCAAUGGCGACCCAUCCUGCGCCAAGAGUAUAUUGACGCUCCUCUCUACGAUAUCGUGCCUACUAUUGCCGCUCCUCAAGCCACCAGCAUCAAUGCUAUGGCCAUCACCCCGGACCUGCGCUAUUGGAUGACCGGAGGCUCUGAUGGCUAUAUACGCAAGUACGACGGUAUGGCAACCAUUAACGGCAAGCAGCUUUUAACAGUCGCCCAGCGCCAUCCCUUUGUCGAUAGCGUCGUCAAGGCCGGCGUGCUCAUGAGCUACUGGGAAAAUGAGGAGCCAGCCCCUCCGAACGCACGUCCGGAGGAUAGAAUUCUGUCUCCAGUUUACAGUUUGGCCAUUCAUAGUCGGGCGUUAUGGCUCCUUAGCGGCCUGGAGAGCGGUGGAAUCAACCUGAUGAGUGUUCGUCACGAUGAAGGCAAAAGAAUACAUUGUCUCAAGGAUGGACAUACAAACGCCGUUAGUGUGUUAAAGCUUGCUCCUGACGAGAAGAGUGUAUUGAGUGGCGGCUGGGAUAAGGUUGUUCUCGACUGGGACCUCAACAAUGGCAACGUUAUUCGCCGUUAUGAGGGAAGUGCUGGUCAGAUCUCCGCGAUCGAGUGGCGUCCGCUGAGCGGUGCUCCGAUACCCGCCGAAGCAGGCGAACCCGCAACAAAGAGUGAUACUUUCUUCGGUGAUACGAGGCCACGGAUUACCGGCUUAUUUGGGCAGGACAACAGUUUUGGGGGCAACACCGCUAACGGCACUUCGGGAGCUGGCGGGGAAACCGGCGGCUCGGACGAUCACGAUUCCAUCUUUGGCAGCCCCGCCGGAUCGCUUUUUGGCGAUAAUGACACCAUGGGUGGAGGCGGAGGUUUUGGAGACGAGGACGACGAUUUUACCAGGGCAAUGGAUAUGGCAAUUCGGGAGGGCUCAAACAACAACACACUGGAUCACUCGGGUGAUUUCACAAUGACUGACGUUAACGGGCCGUCAACAACGCAGUUGGAGUCUUCCACUGUACAAGACGGGCAAUCAGCCCAGCAGAAGGGGACUGGUACCAACAGAGGGGAAUCUCAUGUCUCUAAUAGCGACACCAUGAGCAGCCAGACCGUUCAGGGGCAAUCAGAUAGUCAAGCCCUAACAGUUACAGAUUCGCAAUCGCAGCAGCAGGCUUCUUCAUCUGUCACUGACGACCGACAACAAACUCAAACCACCAGCACAAACGAUGCAGCACAAACGCAACAGCAACCGCAGCAGUCCUCCGCAGACCAACAAUCACAAACCCAGCCAAGCCUCAUCGUUGAAGCACCCCAACCCCCGCCGCACAACGACCCCACUCAGUGCUCCUCUACAACCUUCCUCAGCGCCGCCAUUGAUGGCACAAUCCGCAUCUGGGACCGCCGCAUGCCCAACCCUGUCGCACGCAUUAACAACCGGCGUGGCGUGCCCCCCUGGUGCAUGGGCGCAUGCUGGUCAAUCGACGGCAACUUCAUCUACGCGGGCCGGCGCAAUGGCACAGUUGAGGAAUACAGCAUCCACAAGGCAACCUCCUCCUGGGAGCCCACACGCGCACUCAAAUUCCCCAACGGCAGCGGCCCAGUGUCGUGCGUGCGGCCCAUGGUCAACGGGCGACACCUGGUGUGCGCGAGCUAUGAUAUCCUGCGGUUGUACGACCUGAGGGAGAAUGCAGCGUUCAAGCAUAGCAAGGUGCCGUUUAUCAUUAUCCCAGGUCCACCCAAGGCAGGCGUCAUCUCGGAUCUGUACAUUGACCCGACGUCGAGAAUCAUGAUCUCCAUUGCCGGCACGAGAGGAUGGACCGGUACCAGCACAGAGGUGAUGAUUGGGUACGAGAUCCACGUCACAAAAUAA